AUUUUCUCUCCUGAGUCUCUCUCACACACACACACAAACACACACACACACACACACACACAUCGACCAUGAAGCUGGUUUUCCUGAUCAGCGUUUCCGUUCUCGUCUGUUUGGCUGCCCUCACGACAGCAGACGACAGCACCACACCCAGAGAGGCCAACUGCCAGAACUAUGUAACCGAUGCGUGUACACGUGAAAUGAUACCAGUGUGUGGUGACGACGGAGUAACGUACUCAAACGAGUGUAUGCUGUGCGUGGAAAGCAGGAAGCAAAACAAGCAUGUCAAGGUGGUGAAGAAUGGAGCCUGCAACCCGUAACUUCUGAAUGGAUUGCUUAUGAUAUUGCUAACUUUUUUUAAUACCGUAUGAGAUCCAUCAGGAAAUGUCUCGAGCUAGACAAAACCAAUUCAAGUAAUGAUUCUUUUCAUGAAUAUAAGCCACAGUUGUUGUUGUUUUUUGACAUGAGAUAAUUUUAAAGCUGUAAUGUUCACCAAGUUGCACGAUGCACUAAUGGAUGCACUUUUACAAGGAUCAUGGCUAGGCUAUUAAAUAUUUACAUAUAAUUUUAUAGUGGAAAUAAUUGGCUGUUUCUAAUGUAUAUAGUCAAACAUCAGUUCAUUUUUAAUGCUGCAAAACCAAAGCAUAGAAUCCAAAAUGAACCGUCCUCCAGUCCAAAAUGCUAAGUCGAUAUUUUUAAUUUGAAUUUUUAAACCCCUUUUAAACUUCAUAUUGUGUUUGUAUAAUAUUGUUGAUGUUUUUUUUUUUAAUUUCAGAAGUUUUUAAGUAGCGAAAAUAUGCUGUCUGAAAUGUUCACCUCAAUAUCCAAACAAACACAAAACUCUCGUCACAAAAGCACUGCUUGGUCACACCAGGAAAUAGAUUUUUGAGGUUUUUCAGUCUUGUUCUAUUGGCAGAUCAUUUGCUCAUUUUAAGUAUUUAUUUGUAGAAAGAAUCAAAAUGACAAUCGACUCAUAAAAUGUAAAGCUUGAAAUGAGUUUCGAUUUAAUAAUCUUACUGGGUUUAUUGUAAUCUUUUAUAUAUUAACUAUUUUCAAGAUCUUUUCACUUUCUAAGAUGUCAGUUGUUUGCAUUUAUUAGACUACAUACUGUAUUUGCAACAUCUGAAACACUGAAUGAAUUAAUAUGUUGAAUAAACAUAAAAAACAUUGAAUAAAA
Molecule: messenger RNA, 1174 nt
Organism: Pangasianodon hypophthalmus (striped catfish)
Lineage: Eukaryota; Metazoa; Chordata; Actinopteri; Siluriformes; Pangasiidae
Product: serine protease inhibitor Kazal-type 1
Exons: 4
Coding region: 69-317 (82 amino acids)
Molecular function (GO): protein binding; serine-type endopeptidase inhibitor activity
Source: RefSeq, a predicted model, not a curated record